Molecule: messenger RNA, 1060 nt
Organism: Closterium sp. NIES-67
Lineage: Eukaryota; Viridiplantae; Streptophyta; Zygnematophyceae; Desmidiales; Closteriaceae
Source: the annotation of a GenBank genome assembly
CUGACGCCAGUGACCAGGCAGUGGGAGCAGUCUUGACGCAAGACCAGGGGAAUGGACUACAACCAAUUGCCUACCUCAGCAAGAAACUGCACGGGGCAGAACAAAAUUACCUGAUACAUGACAAAGAGGUCCUUGCUAUUGUCAUCACCUUCAAAACGUGGAGAUGUUAUCUUGAAGGACGAAAAACAACCGUCUAUACCGACCACUGCAACCUGAAAUAUUUGAAGACACAGCCAGACCUUUUCAGGCGGCAGGUUCUGUGGAUUGACUACCUUGAGACGCCCUUCCAAUACGACAUCGUGUAUAAGCCCGGCCACAAAAACAAAGCAGACGCUCUCAGCCGGCCUGCACAGGUUGCCGCUAUCCAGGUAAGGGAUGGAUCAGCUACUCUAGGGACUCUUCACACACGGCAUCCUUGGUUCAAGUGCUUCAGCAGGCCGGAGGGAUGGGCACCUCCAGGCAUGAAGCCACCCAGUGGUGAACGCGCACAAGGUGGCGCUGUGCAAGAUGAAGGUGCACAAGGUAACGCCUAUCCUGGGAUGUAUCUCAUGGUUGAGGAUGUGCAUGGGCAUGAGGGUGAUGUGGGAUCUGUCGGAAAGGUUGUGAUGCACCCUCUCACGCACUGGGUGAUUGAUUCGGGUUGCACCAGUCACAUGACCCCACGGGCAGAUUUGCUUGAUGAGGUCGCCCUUGUGAAGAACAGGGUGCUGGCUACAGUUGGAGAUAAGGAGUGGAUCCCAUAUAUCAAGUGGUAUGGGAGUGCUCCAGCUGUGAACAUGCUGAGGGCAUUUGGGUGCAUGGUAGUGUUUCAUGUGCCUAAGGAGAAAAGAGGGAAGUUGGAGGCUUCUGGAAGAUGGGGUGUGCACUUGGGGAUUGCAAAGGAUCACAAGGGGUGGCUGCUAUGGGACUUGACCACCCAGAAGUUGACAGUGUCAAGGGAUGUGAAGUUUCUUGAGUCCCUGUACUACAAGGAAUGGAAGCAGCAGCAACAGAAGCUUCCAUCUACACCGCUCAUUGUGGAGGCAGAUGAGUUCACCUAGACUCUGUCCUUAAUCCUAAC